CCGGACCUGGACUAUCUGCACCGGCCCAGUUACUGCGACGCCGCCUUCGCUCUGGAGCAGAUUUCCAAGGGGAAGGCUACUGGCCGGAAAGCGCCGCUGUGGCUGAGAGCGAAGUUUCAGAGACUCUUAUUCAACCUGGGUUGCUACAUUCAAAAAAACUGCGGCAAGUUUUUGGUUGUGGGUCUCCUCAUAUUUGGGGCCUUCGCUGUAGGAUUAAAGGCAGCUAAUCUCGAGACCAACGUGGAGGAGCUGUGGGUGGAAGUUGGUGGACGAGUAAGUCGUGAAUUAAAUUAUACUCGCCAAAAGAUUGGAGAAGAGGCCAUGUUUAAUCCUCAACUCAUGAUCCAGACCCCGAGAGAAGAAGGUGCUGAUGUCCUCACCACAGAAGCGCUCCAGCAACACCUGGACUCCGCGCUCCAGGCCAGCCGAGUCCACGUGUACAUGUAUAACAGACAGUGGAAAUUGGAACAUUUGUGCUAUAAAUCAGGAGAGCUCAUCACAGAAACAGGUUACAUGGAUCAGAUAAUAGAGUACCUUUACCCCUGUUUGAUUAUUACGCCCUUGGACUGCUUCUGGGAAGGGGCAAAGUUACAGGCUGGGACAGCUUAUCUCCUAGGUAAGCCUCCGUUGCGGUGGACCAACUUUGACCCUUUGGAAUUCCUAGAAGAGUUAAAGAAAAUAAAUUACCAAGUGGACAGCUGGGAGGAAAUGCUGAAUAAGGCUGAAGUUGGUCAUGGUUAUAUGGACCGCCCCUGCCUCAAUCCUGCUGAUCCAGACUGCCCUGCCACGGCCCCCAACAAGAAUUCUACCAGACCUCUUGAUGUGGCCCUUGUUUUGAACGGUGGGUGUCAUGGACUCUCCAGAAAGUACAUGCACUGGCAGGAGGAGCUGAUUGUGGGUGGCACCGUCAAGAACAGCUCUGGAAAGCUAGUCAGCGCCCACGCCUUGCAGACUAUGUUUCAGUUAAUGACCCCGAAGCAAAUGUACGAGCACUUCAAGGGGUACGAGUACGUCUCACACAUCAACUGGAAUGAGGACAAAGCUGCGACCAUCCUUGAAGCCUGGCAGAGGACAUACGUGGAGGUGGUCCAUCAGAGCGUCCCUCAAAACUCCUCUCAGAAGGUGCUUUCCUUUAGCACGACCACCCUGGAUGACAUCCUCCAGUCCUUCUCGGACGUCAGCGUCAUCCGGGUGGCCAGCGGCUACUUACUCAUGCUUGCCUAUGCCUGUUUAACCAUGCUGCGCUGGGACUGCUCCAAGUCCCAGGGUGCCGUGGGGCUGGCUGGCGUCCUGUUGGUUGCACUGUCAGUCGCUGCAGGAUUGGGCCUGUGCUCAUUGAUCGGGAUUUCCUUUAACGCUGCAACAACUCAGGUUCUCCCCUUCCUUGCUCUCGGCGUCGGUGUGGAUGAUGUUUUCCUCCUGGCACACGCGUUUAGUGAAACAGGACAAAAUAAAAGAAUCCCUUUUGAGGACAGGACCGGGGAAUGUCUCAAGCGCACAGGAGCCAGUGUGGCCCUCACGUCUAUCAGCAACGUCACAGCUUUCUUUAUGGCCGCCUUGAUUCCCAUCCCUGCUCUGCGGGCCUUCUCCCUCCAGUACGUAAUGAGGAUUCAUCAAGACAAGCUCUCCUUUAAUGAUACCUCUGGAAAAUCCAGCCCAGUAAGUCCUCCCCAGGCAGCCGUAGUGGUGGUGUUCAAUUUUGCCAUGGUUCUUCUCAUCUUCCCUGCAAUUCUCAGCAUGGAUUUGUACCGACGAGAGGACAGGAGACUGGAUAUUUUCUGCUGCUUCACAAGCCCCUGUGUCAGCAGAGUGAUUCAGGUAGAGCCUCAGGCCUACACGGAGACGCCUGACAACGCCCACUACAGCCCCCCCCCACCUUACAGCAGCCACAACUUUGCCCACGAGACACAGAUUACCAUGCAGUCCACAGUCCAGCUCCGCACAGAGUACGACCCCCACACGCACGUGUACUACACCACUGCAGAGCCACGCUCAGAGAUCUCUGUGCAGCCGGUGUCAGUAAGCCAGGACACCCUCAGCUGCCACAGCCCUGAGAGCACCAGCUCCACCAGAGACCUGCUGUCCCAGUUCUCCGACUCCAGCCUCCACUGCCUAGAGCCCUCCUGUACCAAGUGGACACUCUCCUCUUUUGCUGAGAAGCACUACGCGCCUUUCCUCUUGAAACCCAAAGCCAAGGUCAUGGUCAUCUUCCUUUUCUUGGCCUUGCUAGGCGUCAGCCUUUAUGGGACCACCCGCGUGAGAGAUGGGCUGGACCUUACAGACAUUGUGCCCCGGGAAACCAGAGAAUACGACUUCAUUGCUGCACAGUUCAAAUACUUCUCUUUCUACAACAUGUAUAUAGUAACCCAGAAGGCAGACUACCCCAACGUCCAGCACUUACUUUACGACCUUCACAAGAGUUUCAGCACUGUCAAGUACGUCAUGUUGGAAGAAAAUAAACAGCUUCCCAAAAUGUGGCUGCACUACUUCCGAGACUGGCUCCAAGGGCUCCAGGAUGCAUUUGACAGUGACUGGGAGACAGGAAAAAUCAUGCCCAACAAUUACAAAAAUGGAUCAGAUGAUGGAGUCCUUGCAUACAAACUCCUGGUGCAGACUGGCAGCCGUGAUAAACCCAUCGACAUCAGUCAGUUGACUAAACAGCGUCUGGUGGAUGCAGAUGGCAUCAUUAAUCCCAGCGCAUUCUACAUCUACCUGACUGCUUGGGUCAGCAAUGACCCCGUGGCUUAUGCCGCCUCCCAGGCCAACAUCCGGCCCCACCGGCCUGAAUGGGUCCACGACAAAGCUGACUACAUGCCAGAAACCAGGCUGAGAAUCCCGGCAGCAGAACCCAUUGAAUAUGCUCAGUUCCCUUUCUACCUCAACGGCUUGCGGGACACCUCGGACUUUGUGGAAGCGAUUGAGAAAGUCAGAACUAUUUGUAACAACUACACCAGCCUGGGGGUCUCCAGCUACCCCAACGGCUACCCCUUCCUCUUCUGGGAGCAGUACAUCGGACUUCGCCACUGGCUCCUGCUGUCUAUCAGCGUGGUAUUGGCCUGCACCUUUCUCGUGUGUGCCGUCUUCCUCCUGAACCCCUGGACUGCCGGGAUCAUUGUCACGGUCCUGGCUCUGAUGACGAUUGAGCUCUUUGGCAUGAUGGGCCUCAUUGGAAUCAAGCUGAGUGCCGUGCCCGUGGUCAUCUUGAUUGCAUCCGUGGGCAUCGGAGUGGAAUUCACUGUCCACGUUGCUUUGGCCUUUCUCACGGCCAUCGGAGAUAAGAACCGCAGGGCGGUGCUGGCCCUAGAGCACAUGUUUGCACCUGUUCUGGAUGGGGCUGUGUCCACACUGCUUGGAGUCCUCAUGCUUGCAGGGUCUGAAUUUGAUUUCAUUGUCAGGUAUUUUUUUGCAGUCCUGGCAAUCUUAACCAUCCUGGGUGUUCUGAAUGGGUUGGUCCUGCUCCCAGUCCUUUUGUCCUUCUUUGGACCAUAUCCUGAGGUGUCUCCAGCCAAUGGGCUGAACCGGCUGCCCACUCCUUCCCCCGAGCUGCCCCCCAGCAUUGUCAGAUUUGCUGUGCCCCCCAGCCACACAAACAACGGGUCUGAUUCCUCCGACUCAGAGUACAGUUCUCAGACGACAGUGUCCGGCAUCAGUGAGGAGCUUCGGCACUAUGAAGCGCAACAGGGCGCCGGGGGGCCCGGCCACCAAGUGAUUGUGGAAGCCACAGAAAACCCCGUCUUUGCCCGCUCCACUGUGGUCCAUCCUGAUUCCAGACACCAUCCGCCCUUGAACCGGCGCCAGCAGCCCCACCUGGACUCAGGGCCCCUGCCCCCAGGAAGGCCAGGCCAGCUACCCCGAAGGGAGCUCUGUCGAGAAGGGUUGCGACCGCCCCCCUACAGACUGCGCAGGGAUGCUUUCGAAAUGUCUACUGAAGGGGCUUCUGGCCCCAGUAAGAGGGAGCGCACGGGCCCCCGAGCAGCCACUUCUCAGCACCCUCGGAGCCCCGCGUCCGCUGCCCCGGGCAGCUCCGGGCCCGGCUACUGCCAGCCCAUCACCACUGUGACAGCUUCUGCCUCCGUGACUGUGGCCGUGCACCCCCCUCCCGGGCCGGGACCUGGGCAUAGCCGCAACCCUUGGGGGGGGCUCUGCCCGGAAGGGGAGGAGCACCCGGAGAUGGAUGGGCUGUUCGAAGACCCCCAUGUGCCUUUUAAUGUCCGGUGCGAGAGAAGGGAUUCGAAAGUCGAAGUCAUAGAGCUGCAAGAUGUGGAAUGUGAGGCGAGGACCCGGGGAACCAGCUCUAACUGAGGGUGUGUAAAAUCUGAAGCAAAGAGGCCAAAGAUUGGGAAACCCCACCCCCAUUCCCACCCCCUUGCAGAACUGCCUGAAGAGAACUGCCCGGAGUUUGGCAAGGAUGCAUGCUGCCCGCCCAGGAUAGCAGUUCGUUGUUACUGUAACCGAUUGUAUUAUUUUGUUAAAUAUUCCUAUAAGUAUUUAAGAGGUGUAUACAUGUAAUAUAGGAAGGAAGGAACGAUCGAACCAACAACGAGCAGUGUAAAGGAGUCGAGUUGCCUCCCCUCCUGGGCCAGAGUGGAGAGGCUGACGUGGCGUCUCCCUGUUUGUGCCCCAACCAAGCUUAACUUAGUCUGAACUUUCAGCAUAUCGGUGCUGCUGCUUACAUAUUGUAUGUAUAAUUUACCUGUAUAAUUCUAUGCAAAUAUGGCUUAUGUAAUAGGAUUAUUUUGUAAAGGUUUCUGUUUAAACUAUUCUAAAUUUGCAUAUCACAACCCUGUGGUAGUAUGAAAUGUUACUGUUAACUUUCAAACACGCUAUGCGUGAUCAUUUUUGUCGUUUUAUGAGCAGAUAUGAAGAAAGCAUGUUAAUCUCAGUGGCUUCUGUAGGCAUCUUCGUGUGCAGUUUUUCUUUGGCAGUGCAUGUGAGCACGUGUGGUUUUCCCGUGUACUAUACUGUGAUUCCUCACCACCACUACCACCACCACCUGUCUUUUUUUGUUGUUUCUUCUCACAAACCAUAACCCUCACUGGUCUCUAAACUAAUCAGGCUGGAAGAGCCAGCUUCUCGUUCUUGCUCAGUUCUAGUGGAGGGCCAGCCCUGGAUACUGAACAUCAGGUUUAAUGCUUCUGAAAUGGCAGAGGGAGAGCUGGGCUUGCUGCUGGUCCAUUGCAACUCCUAAAGUCAGGGGUGGUCAUCCAGACAGCUCCCCUUGUGCUGCCAGGAGAUGAGUUUCUUCCCAUGGGUCAUGUGAGCGAUGUCAAAACCUCCAGGCAUAAAACUACCAUCUGCCUGUCGUCCUCAGUAGUGAAGAAGUAGAUGACGUGCCUCACAGGAGCUUGACGAGGUCUGGAGCCUGGGCUCUGAAACACACACACACACACACACACACACACACACACACACACACACACGGAAAUCCUUUGGAGCCCAUGGCCUUGCCACAGGUAGGAAAUGGGUUCUGUUGAUUCUGGGCCCAUAAUAAACUCAAGAGAUGGUGUUUGGGGUCCGUAAGAUUGAAACGCCCUCUCUCCCUAAAUGAUGCAGUUGGUUGGGGUUUUCUGGAUGUGUUUGCAUCUUAAACAGAGAGCAAGCCAUAUGCUAAUAUAGCCAGAUGUUGCAAAAGGCGGGCUUAGAGGAGGGCCCUCCUUACCUCAUGAAGAUUGAGAUGCAUCCUUUGCCUUCCUCCCCUUGUCAUUAUGGUUGAUUCCAUGUGGCAUUUAUUAAAGAGCAGCAAGGUGCUAAUUACAUAAACCCUAUUGAAGGACAGAUUCGGAGGCUGCGCAUAAAACUGGGCAUCCAUUUUAAAGACUUGAUUCUGUGUGAGAACGCUUCUCUUGCUCAGGUUUGGUCUUCCUGGCCUGUGGUAGCCAGAGUACAGCAAAUGCGGGGAGAGCACGAUGUGCCCCGCCACCUUCCAGAUCCACACCUGCAGCUCUUUCCAGAUAAGGAAGGGCCAGCACCAGCUCUCCAAUGGUGAAACACUGCGCUACUGUUAAACGAGGAAUCCUCCACUAUCUCCUCACGUUUUAGAUGGAAAAUCUUACCAGAAAGUCAAUGGAUACCCAGUAGGACUAGCAGUGUAGUGACCCUGGGCCCUAAAACUCACCGAUGGAAUUGAGAAUAAUUAGACGUCACCUGCAGCUGCCAGGUGUGUGUGUAUGUCAGGGACCCUGGUCACCCCACUGCUACUUGUGUUGCCUUUCUGCCAGCCACACUCUCUACCUAGCACCCAACCCUGCUCAGAGAAAUGUACUUCCUGAGUAGGGCCAUUAUGCAAAAUUCUACGGUUGGCUUCUCCUUAGUUGUUGGUGUGCCCACACUCCUGUCCUGAGCCCAGCUUGUGUGGCACACACCAUCCCUCCCGCCUUCCCUUAGGACCUUUCCCAUCAUCACACGGGCAAAGGGAGAACCCGAGGUCACAGGCAACUAGAAUUUUCCUUUAAAAAAAUUUUUUUUUAAUUUUGUCUGUCUUGUUUGUUCAUUUGGAUGUUUUAAAUUUUUUUUAAAAACCUUUGCUUAUAUUUAUAAUUUUGUAUCAUAAGAAUGUUUUCCUACAGUAUUUGUCAUGCCAGUUUAUAACAAAAAAUGCAGGGAUAUUAUUUGUAUUGGAAACACUUUCAUCUGUUUUACUUUUGAACAAUAUGUAUUUGUAUAGAGUGCUUACUAAUGUUAAAUAGUUCAGAGUAUAUAACAUCGACAUUAAGAACUCAUGGUAGGAUUUUCACGUAAGUUGUUGAAAGGAAAUAAUUCAAACUGCGUCUCAUUGUCUGCCAAUGUCAACGCAAAUGGGUUUGUGUCAUUUCAAUUACAAAGAUAAAAGUAUGCCAUAUAAUUUAUUUAUAUGAAAAUUUAUUUUUGUAGUGUACAUAGUAGUCAUCAAGUCUUUUGACAGAAGUAUAUUUUUAAAGAAUUUAUAUGUGAUGAAUCCAUAAUGUCUGGAACUUUGCUGAGACAUAAGUGGGGCACACUUUUCAUUGUAAAAUAAAGCAAGAAAAAAAAUGUUUAACAGUGUUCAGAGAGUGAAUGAAUAUUCAAGCAAUUUUGAAACGUGUAUUAGUUACCAUUUGUGACCCAGUGUGGUUCUCCUGGGAAGGCGAAAAUGUACAAACUCUCGAAAUAUUAAUGUUCAAACACUGAUAGAAAUUCUAACAUGAAUAAAAAAUAAUAUAACUUC
This is a messenger RNA of Echinops telfairi (small Madagascar hedgehog), 7183 nucleotides long. It is a transcript of the gene PTCH1, whose product is annotated as patched 1. NCBI's taxonomy places the organism in Eukaryota, Metazoa, Chordata, Mammalia, Afrosoricida, Tenrecidae. Bases 322 to 4302 code for a protein of 1326 amino acids. Gene Ontology annotation, molecular function: hedgehog family protein binding; hedgehog receptor activity; smoothened binding. The transcript is spliced from 25 exons. The record is from RefSeq and is a predicted model, not a curated record. Gene Ontology annotation, cellular component: plasma membrane. Gene Ontology annotation, biological process: smoothened signaling pathway.